Trichoderma citrinoviride is the source of this 1266-nucleotide messenger RNA. RefSeq lists its product as hypothetical. The transcript is spliced from 3 exons. The record is from RefSeq and is a predicted model, not a curated record. Lineage: Eukaryota; Fungi; Ascomycota; Sordariomycetes; Hypocreales; Hypocreaceae. Bases 1 to 1266 code for a protein of 421 amino acids.
AUGGUUCACAGUCCCUCCGCCUAUACGCAAGACACGGUCGCCAACACCGACGAUGACGCAUUGACGCAAGCUUCGUUCCCGCCCGGGCCGAGUCGGCAAUCACAACACGGCGACGAUGAGGGUGACGAAAGGAGUGACUUGGGCAGCAAGAAGAGCGACAAUGUUGAACAGCCGACAGUGCCUAGCUCCAAUGAAGCAGCGACAAGGACUGACGAAAUGAAAAUCCACUGCUCAAACAACACGGUAUCCUGGACCGACGAGAAUGGCGACCUGCGAAAUACAGACUCCCUGGAUCUUGAAAUUAUCAUCGACAACACAGCCAACAGAGCUUUCCUAAGGCUCUGCGGUGACGUCUACAUCAAGUCUAGCAAGCCUCCCAAUAGGCGAGCCAUCUAUUUGUACAUUCGGCCUGAAGUCAUCAAAUUCAUCACCUAUCACAACGAGAACAAUGCGCGAUCACUUUGUUUCUCAUUGCAAUCGAAGCCCGACCUAAUCACUCCCAAGGAGCCUAUCAAUGCCAAGCCAAGGAGCAAAGCCCUGCUGGACGCUAUUGUGGCCAUCUCUACAGUGACAGACUUCGUCGUUCGACUCAACAGUUCUGACACGACUCCAUCAAGCCUUUUGAAGAAAGUGGCCUCCAUCUUUUCGCCCCGUCCGACUUGGAAUACCGAGCUCGGCAAUCUCAGUGGAUUGUAUGCUGGCAAAGGAGGUCAGAUCGCCAACGCAAGCACGACCGCGAGCACCCCUGCGAGCAGUGAUCUGGAAGCGCAGUCUCCUCCGCCAUAUCGAUCAGCGUCCAAAAAGCGUAAACGUGACAUACCUGACAUUGAAAGCAAACCUUGCUCAGCGAAAAGUGACAUGCCGCCUAUCAAUGUCAUGCUCAGUGAGAUGGAACAGCGUAUAAUGGACAGUAUCAGGCAGCUGGGAGAAAAGCUUGUCGACGUGGAUCCAUGCCGCUACGAUACGGAAGAGAGAGAAGACAUCCUGGCAGAGGUCACACAGCGGUGUGACGACGAAUUCAUAGAUCUCAAGGUGGAGUCCAAUGAUGUGAUUGAAGAGGUCAAGGAGGAGGUUGAACGUGUGUUGAACCAAGUGGACGACGAUGCGAAGGAGAGGAUGGAAGUGAUUGAGGACGAGCUCGAUGAGAAGAUGAAGAGUAUUGCAGAGGCAGCGGCAGAGGCGGCGGCAGAAAAGUAUGUCAAAGAGACGCUACUGAAUGCAAGCUGGCGGAUGGAUGGCGCCAUGUCUUUGCAGAGGCAAAUCUAG